Wyeomyia smithii (pitcher-plant mosquito) is the source of this 799-nucleotide messenger RNA. RefSeq names its product dynein light chain Tctex-type protein 2B. The transcript is spliced from 5 exons. Gene Ontology annotation, molecular function: dynein intermediate chain binding. Lineage: Eukaryota; Metazoa; Arthropoda; Insecta; Diptera; Culicidae. The record is from RefSeq and is a predicted model, not a curated record. Gene Ontology annotation, biological process: microtubule-based movement. Gene Ontology annotation, cellular component: cytoplasmic dynein complex; cytoplasm. Bases 106 to 747 code for a protein of 213 amino acids.
UCAAUCUAGUAUUCUUUAAGCAACAGUUGACAGUCGCUUUAAUUUUUCUUCGCUGUCUCAACAAUUGUAAAUUUGUUAAUUUUUUUGCAGCCUUCAAGAAACAAGAUGACUGAUAAUCAGCCACCCCCGAAAGCGGAGAGAAAGAAAAUAGUUAUCAUGGAGCCCCACGAAGAAGCGGGUACUGAAAAACGGAAAGAAGGCGGAAAACGAUACCGAAAAUCCAUUUUUCCUGGUUUUCGCGAAAGCAUCAUGAUGGACAGUCGCAUGUCAACUUUUGCCAGUGAUUUACACCGGCAAUCAUCAGUUGCCGCGUUUAGUAGAAUGUUGGAUACCGCAUUACCAUCGUUGCCAUCGCAUCGGUUUAGUCGCAGAAGCACAAUGUACUCAACACCACGCUUUCAAAACACUUACCGCCUAGAAUCGCGCCAUCCAUUCAAGCGAGAAAAAGUUGAACAUAUUGUAGAUCGCUAUCUGAAGGUCUUCCUGGACAGUCACAAAUACAACCCCAAACAGGCUAAACUUUUGGCGGAGAACAUGAGCAUAGAACUUAAGAAUCUGAUUAAGUUUUGCAACUACGAUCGGUAUCGUGUUGUUUCAGUUGUUACGAUUGGGGAUAAAUCAUCGCAAGAUUUCAAGUGCGUUAUGCGAUUCGUUUGGGAUGCCGAGAAGGACGGCUACAUAAAUUUCGCCUAUGAGACUCCGACCUAUUUUGUAAUUGCUACUAUUUUUGCGAUUUAUUAUGAAUAGUUUAUAGUUUUAGUCACUGCAGAUUUAUUGGAAAUUUAUUUUAUUAGAUACG